AUGAAUCUGUCUCCUGCGAAGCGGGUCACUGUCCUAGUCCGGACCUUGACCAACUGUCACCCCUGCAUUGGGUUGUCGAAACGCCGGUAUAAAUCCUGUCAUGGGAGGUGGGCUAAUGUUCGACCCCGACGACGAGAGUUCCACGAUUACUUCGUGACACGGCUACCGUCGUCCUCGCUUCACCCAGACCCAAGAAGCCCGCUGAGCUCCUUCCACAAGCUUCCUCGCUCGGCUUCCAUGCCCCAUACGGGGAAGACAACGCAAUCCCCAACCUCUUUCCAGGCCACCAUUUCGGUGUCUCCACCUCCCGAGGCACUCGUCCCUCCAACGAAGAUACUUAUCAAGCCGGAGUUAUCGACAUCCCAGCCUUUGCGAAACGCCCCCCCUGCUUCGUUGACUAUCAAACGACCGGGCGCAAAAGAUGCCUCUCCGCAGAAUGAGAACCAAGGGGCGGAGACCGCGAAUGGGGACCCGCAGGUUUUCUACUUUGGAAUCUUCGACGGUCAUGGCGGAUCCGAAUGUAGCGCCUUCUUGAAGGAUGUGCUCCAUGAAUAUAUCCAGGAUACGGUCUCGGCAUUCGAGCUGCGGUCUAGUCUGAAGAAGGAUCGGGAGGGCUACUAUCCCGAGGAUGCGAACCCAUCGCCUGGGAAUCUACCAAUCGUUCAGGGAGCAAAUUCCAAGCAGAUUGGUGAGCUGGAAAAGACUCUAGUACGAGAUUGGAAGUCCCUUGUGGGAGGGUACUUUAAGAGGUUUGUGCCCGCUUCCUUCUCGCAUGUUGGACCCGAUGCGCAUGGGAAGUCCAGCGAGGACAAAGGGGCUACUAUUGAAGAAGUACUAGAGUACGCGUUCUUGCGCGCCGAUCUGGACUUUGUAUCGGCACAGGCUGCGAGGCAUGACGAUGAAUUGGACCAGAUUGGGCAGCCUCUGUAUCAGGACAACAUCUUGUAUGGUCCCCGUCCCGUCCAGCCGUUGAAGUUCAGCGGCUUUUCGCGGUUCAAAGGUGGCAGUACGGCCAGCGUUGCCCUCAUUUCUACCCCAACCGCGACGCCUUUUUUUGGCAUCCCUCCGCCCCGUCAAGCGAUCCCCAUCACCUCGAAUCACCAUCCGUCGUCGCCCAUCGAGGCCAACCGGCUGCGGCGAUAUGCCGCCACAUUUGUCACUGAUUCCUUUGGCGAGGAGCGCAUGAGCGGGCUUGCCAAUACCCGCGCCUUUGGGGAUGUACAGUCGAAGCGAAUUGGCGUGUCUGCCGAACCCGAGCUGCGACGGGUUGAAAUGGCACCGGCGGAAUUUUCGUUCCUGGUGCUCAUGUCGGACGGGAUCAGUGGGACGCUCCCUGAUCAAGAGGUGGUCGAUAUCAUUAAGGAAGCCAAAACCCCCGACGAAGGGUCGCGGGAGGUGGUCCGAUUUGCAACUGAAGUAGCCAAGGAAGGAGACAAUGCUACCUGUCUCGUUGUGCGUCUGGGUGGUUGGGAAAGACGGCUAGAAGGAGGACUGGGAAGUAUGGGCACCAAGGAGUCGAGGGAGUGGCGUCGACAAGAAGCGACUGAUCCGCGCAGGUCACGGCGAUGA
Molecule: messenger RNA, 1569 nt
Organism: Aspergillus tanneri
Lineage: Eukaryota; Fungi; Ascomycota; Eurotiomycetes; Eurotiales; Aspergillaceae
Product: PP2C family serine/threonine-protein phosphatase
Exons: 4
Coding region: 1-1569 (522 amino acids)
Biological process (GO): protein dephosphorylation
Molecular function (GO): protein serine/threonine phosphatase activity; cation binding
Source: RefSeq, a predicted model, not a curated record